UCACAACAACGCAACAGACCUAUAGGAAUACAAAACUGCAUCCAAACCCGCAUAAUAACUUACUAAAUAGUGAGUCAAAAGUGAAGGUUGUGUGCUAUUUUUUUUACACACUACGCAGCACGGUAGUAUGUGGUUUGGGACGUAGUCCAACAUUCUCUUCUCAGUUCGAGAUUUUAAGCGAAUAGAGAAGAGACGAGCUGCAGAGGAAGAACCGAUGCGACAGAAUGUAAGUUCUCUUAGUUUGGUGCAUGCAAAUUUGGCCUCUGAGCAGGAUAAAAAACGUGAACAAACGGAUCCUUGGACCUGCAGGAAACUUUCAUUUAAAUUUUCGUGAUCGCCUCAAAUUCUAUGCGAUGGAAUCUAAAAGUUUACAUCAUGGACAUUUUGACAGAAAACCUGGCAUGCCCCUGGGUGCAGAUGCUAAAAGGACAAAUGAGAAGUCCCUGUUUGCUUGGGCUAUGAAUUUCGGCUGAAAACCCAAGUGGAACUGCAGGACUAACUGAAGCUGAACCGACAUGGAUAUCUGCUGGCUGUUGGGUUUAUAACCAAAUGCAUAGUGAACCUAAAAACAUUAGGAGUAGUGAUGGCAGUCUGGGUUAUUUAUGAGGGCAUCACUGCGUAUUCACGACUGAAUCGACUCUUUUUUUCCCCUAGAAAGUUUUGCUUGACUUGUUGAACGCUGAUUGCCAAGUUGCGUAAAGAGGUAAGGGGUUGCACAUAGUUCACAUAGAAUUCACUGGGUUGUAAAACUGUAAAUGUGUUUUUAGCCAGAUUGUUAUCACUUAAAAGGCCGGAUAUUCUCAGACAUAGAAUAAAAGGCUGGUACAUUUGAAGUACAGUGAGUCAGAAUGCACACGCAUACGUGCGUACAAAUAUCCAUUUUCCCGGCAUGGAUUUGGAUUGCCGGUUUAACGUUGGUGCGUUUUGGCGCAUUGGUCGUUGCAUCCCCAGCCCACAGACACCGUCUGAUCUGCUGGCAGGCUGUUAUGAAAUGCCAAUCAGAACCAGAGUGCCAUUACGCGUACACACAGUACACGCGGGCCUGUGGAUCUGUGAUUAACGGACACAAGAAGAAGUGCCCGAGCCACUGCAUCUCAUCGAUCGUCCAGCUCAAUCUGACCGACAACGGACCAGGACUUGAGCACUGCGAGUGCGCCACAGACACUGUGUGCUUAAACGCCAAACGCGCCAUCGAGCCAUGCAUGCCGCGGAUCAGCCACACGGGCUGUACAGAAGCGCGUCGCGCAUGCGAAGGUGAUGCGAUCUGCAGUGCUGCUAUGCGUGACUACAUGUUCCACUGCCGCGAGCUGUUCGGCGGUGAACGCUGUUCGGAUGAAUGUCGGCGAAUUAUCAUGCGCAUGCGCUCCGUGCCCAAGGCUCGCCUAUUGGAUACGUGCGAGUGCGACGGCGCAGAGAGGAUCAUCUGCGAGCACGUAAAGAUCAGCAUGAAUAGCCUGUGUUCAGACGCGCAUAAGCACUCGGACACGGGUAGCGGGUUUACUGAUGACGAGGAUAAACUUGAGGAUGACUAUAACACGGGGGAUUAUGAGGAAGAGGAUAGCGCGGGUGUAGUGUCUAGUGCACACACAGGUUUGAUAAUAUCCUCCACCAUGUUACUUUUUACGCUUCUUCAGUGAAUGUAAAAUGACUACAAGGACUCCGAGUGGGACCGAAUUACAGUGUUUAUUGCAGGGAUUUCACUCGUUCAUCUGUUAUAUCAAGCCUCUAAAUAACAUCCCAUCCACUACCUGAUACUGACUUCUGCACAGUACACAGUACACUUUACAAGCUUCUGUUGCAGACCUGGCCAAAAUGUCCCAGGAAUCAUGUGUUCUGUAUUCUGUAUGUUGGGCAGCAUUACACACAUUUACUACAGAAAAAGACACUGAAUACAAAAUAUACAUCUGACACAAUACCAGUCUUGCACUUGGGACUAGUAUCAGCCCAGAUACAAAUACUCAUAGUCAUAACCAUGCAUUGGGAACAGAAGCAUGACCUUUAAGUUGCUCAUUUCUACUAGGAGUGUAAAUUACUUGUGCUUUGGGGCUGCACAGUAUAUUAUUUGUUAUUGCGGUAUUGUCUACUAUUAAACCAACCAAGGUUAAUACACCAGAAAUAAGUUGUUACAUUUAAGAAAUAUUUAUUUAACAUUAAUUUUUUGUGUAUUUUUUCUGUUUACAUCAGUUGUUUAUUGACCAUGCAAAGUUCAACAAUGCCAUCAUACAAUCUCUACAGUUUUUCAAACAUUUCACAUGCAGUUUAUUCUGAUAUCCUUUAUAUAUUAAAAAUGUCUAUAAAAACUCAUUGUACAUAUGCAUCCAUAUUGCCAGUAAACAGUUAAAUAUAAGUAACUUGCAAAUGAACCUGCUUAUUAGUCUUUCAUUGUCACAUGUCUAAAUAUUCUCAUGUUAUAAAACUAGCAUAGAGAUUAUUUGUAAUCCGAUGCUGAAAUCGCUUUUGUUUGGUUCUGUCUGGGGUUUUGAUUAAUUUACAGCUUUCAUAUAAUUUGACAAAUGUCAGAUGCAGAUAAAUUAUUACUUAGUAGUUAAAGUGCAGCCCUGUUUCCAGCAUUUUUCGAAACAAAUCACAGACAAGUAAAAUGCUAAUAAUCAUGAAACAUAAAUUUCACUGUUAAUAACACUUAGCCCUGUGCCUCCUGAAUGGUAAGGGCUGUGCAUUACCAGAAAUUCAAUUAUUCUGAAAUACUGAAAAACAUUUUCCAUGUAAGAUGACAUGGAAAUGUAUUUUUAUAAAUUAAAAAAAGAUAACUUUUUAUAUACAAAAAUAACUUGUCUGCAUUUCUAUGAUGUGCUAAUAUCACAAUAUGCUAUAUAUAUUGUUAUAUAUAUAUUUGAAAAUGAAGUUUUGUCUUUAAAUUUUGGGUAUAAAAAUGUUUUGAUUUAGAUUUUUUUUUCUUGGAUUAUUUUGAUAAUUGUGCAAAAAGAAAAACUACAUAAUUAUGGACAUAAGAAACUUAUAUAAUCAAAUGCCAUGAAAAUGCCAUGUAGCUAAUAUCAAUGCUCUUUUGGUCAGGAGAGUUACGCCUGAGAUAGGCACAGGCUCCCCGUGACCUGAGAAGUUCAGAUAAGUGGUAGAAGAUGAAUGAAUGAAUGAAUGAGUUACAGUCUGUAAUUGAGACUCAAAAGUGACAUGUUGCAUGAAUUUGCAUAGCAGAUAACAGAGGAGCAUGCAAGCUUAGGUUGAAUGCUCAGGUGUGUAAAAUCAAGCAUGUUGGGAUUGAGAGCAUCCAAAUGGCUUCAGUAGGUUCUGAGUGUGCUAGACUGAGCUUGAACUAGUUUCUGGUUUGUAUUGAUGCUUUAUUCAGAUGCACCAUUCACAUUUAUUCAGAGAAAAAAAUGGGUUGAACAGAAAUGUAACAAAUCAAGACUUGCUGAAUUGUCUAAGAACAUUUGCAGUUAAAUGAAU
Messenger RNA from Tachysurus fulvidraco (yellow catfish), 3426 nucleotides. It is a transcript of the gene gas1b, whose product is annotated as growth arrest-specific 1b. The transcript has a single exon. Gene Ontology annotation, biological process: regulation of cell cycle. The record is from RefSeq and is a predicted model, not a curated record. NCBI's taxonomy places the organism in Eukaryota, Metazoa, Chordata, Actinopteri, Siluriformes, Bagridae. The coding region runs from base 849 to 1637 and encodes 262 amino acids.